AUGUCUGUAUAUAUAGAUUACAGUGAUAGUAAAAAUCUGUUACAAGCUCUUUCCAAUAAGAGCUUACGAAGAGUCAAAAAAAUUGGAGCAUCUCCAUUCCCAGAGCCUGAGCUCUCAAGUGAAUUCUGACAGAAAACUCCUAUGAGAAUCUCAGCACUUACUAAAGUAAAUAAAAUCCCUUUCAAAAAUGUCAUGCACAAGCCUACUCUAAGUACCGCAAAUCAUCAUAAAAGAUUAAUAAUCAGCAACUCGCCUAAAAACCCGAACAAUAUUUCAAUAGAAUUAAAAAGAAUUUUAUGGUCCAUUUUUUUGGAUAAAAUUAAAUUAUUUAUAUAGAUUUUUUACAAAUAACUGGCUAAAAUACAUUAGAAAAUUGAUUUAAUAUCAUAAUUAAAAAUCCACACAAGAAUUUCAUAAUCAAAUGCGCCCUCUCUCACAAAUGAGAUCAAGAAGCACUAAAAGUCUACGGCACAACAAAAGCCUUAAUUCUCAGCUUGACAAGCCGCUUACCUGCUCAAAUUCUUUUAUUUUGCACGAAAUCCCUCAAAAAGUAAAAAAAAUGCGUUUCCUUCAAGACCCAAUCAACAAGCCGAUUACAAGCUUCAAAAUUUUAGGCCAAAACCUAAACUGCGACACUAGCAAUAAGUUCAGUUAUAACGAUAUUGUGAGCUUCGUAAAAAAUAUUGAUAUUAAUUAUACCAAAUAUUUUGAAGAUUUAAGCUCGUCUCAGCAGAACGAAAACAUCAUAAAUGAAGCUUCUCCACAAGAUAUAUACCUAAUAUUAUCUAUUUUAAUCAAUUAUUAUAGUAAAUAGAAAUUCUGCAGAUUAAAUGAAUAAGAAUAGUUGACUACCUAAGAUAUACAAUUCCUAAUAGAGAAUACUGAGACUAUGAAAAUGAAAGCUCUAUCACCGAUAUAGAAGAAAUUCUCCAGCUUGCCCAAAAAAUACUGAAAACUUUUGAUCUAAAUUCAGACGGAAAAAUUGAUAAAAACGAAUUUUUAGGUGUUUGCAGCGUUUAUGAUUUUUAUAUGUCGAAUAAACCUUUUAAUUUAAGAGAUGAAGCACUUUUAAAUGAAAUUCAAGUGAAAUUGCAGGAAUUAAAAAAAUUGUUUAGGGCGUAUACUGAUAAAGAUGCAAUUCCUUCUAAUGCGAUUUUAAAUUUGUUUUUAUCACUUAAAAUAUUCUGCUCUGACAUACAGCUUAUACAUAAAAUUAGGUCAACUAAAAUCACUUUUGCGGUAUUUUUGAGAUGGAUUGGGUUCUUUGUGAAAGUUCACAAAUGUGUUAUUAGGCUUAUUCACUAG
Molecule: messenger RNA, 1305 nt
Organism: Blepharisma stoltei
Lineage: Eukaryota; Ciliophora; Heterotrichea; Heterotrichida; Blepharismidae
Source: the annotation of a GenBank genome assembly